GGUGGAAAAGCUGUUCGUCUAUCUGGAAUAUUUAAUAAAUUAAACUACAGAGUUCGCAAGGCAUUAUUUGUAAAAUCAGUCAAGUGUUCCUUUAGCACAACACAUUGCAUCCUUAAGUCUGAGGGGGUGCGUGUUGCCAAUAUGCAUUUUCUGAUUCAGACAGUUGCUCGAGAUAUCCCUGUUGCACCUGAAAAGUCUGCUGCUGCAUUGAAAAACGAGAAUCCAACAGUUUCAUUGCUAGAGCAGAAAGAAAUAUAUCUUCUUCCUACUGUACGGAUGACCAAUAUGUUGCAUUCUGAGAUAGAUGUCCUUCUAAGUGAAACAGAUCAGUUGAACCUGGUUGAGUAUGACAAAAUUGGGAAGCAGGCGGUUAUAUCAUGUGGUUCAACAGUUGAUUUUUAUGCCAAUCCAGAAGUUAUAUUCUUCACUGUUACUUUAACUUCUUCUAAAUCAAGUUCCAAGCCGCUAAAUAGUGGGGAUUAUGUAAAGAAGUUUCUGAAGCAGAAGAAUGAUGUCCAACAUCUGGAUAUAAAAUUGGACUUCGAUGGAGGAAAAUUUUUUGCAACCUUGAGGUUGUAUCGUGGAAAAAGGGGCGUACUAGAGGUUGUCAUUUUUACAUCCUAUUCUGUGAAGAAUGAUACAGACUUCCCCAUAUAUGUUCUUGAAACUAAAAGGUCACCUUUAUCCAGAAUUGAACUAGAGAAUUUAAAUCCGAGCAUUCCUUCAGAGCUAGGGUUAUGUUUGCCUCCAAAGUCAACUAGUUCAUGGUUCUUGAAAUCUGAAAGAGUGCUACUGAAAUUGCUGGAGGACCAUACAUCAGAGGCAUUACUUGACUUGGGUUCUUUAUCAGGCCUUACAGAAAUAAGCUUUGAGAAAGAAGAGGGAUCUGGGAUUAAAUAUGUAACAAAGCUUGGAGUUUCUAUAGGUCCUCCUUCAGGAGAAAUUGUUGUGCCAUCACGAAUGGUGACUUUGGUUCCACGGUAUGUUAUUUGCAACGAAUCUGAAGAAUGUAUCACUGUUCGCCAAUACUAUUUUCAGGAUGAGGUGGCAGGUGUUAUCUCCAUCAACAGCAAACAGCGAAUGCCACUACAGCUGAAGGAAGGGUUUAAAAAGACAAGAGAGUUCAGUGUAUUUGAGCAUUUUAUUAGAAAGCACAGAAGCUCCAGUGACAAUUCCUUGUUAUAUAUUCAGAUUCAACUAAAUGAGGCUGGAUUGGGAUGGUCUGGGCCAGUCUGUAUAGCCUCGCUAGGACAUUUUUUCCUGAAAUUCAGAAAACAGACUAAUGAAGUUACAAUGUCAGACAACAAAAUGACACAAUUUGCAGCUGUGCAUGUGGUGGAAGAAGGUUCUACUCUUGUUUCAAGGUUCUACAACCCACCAAAUAUGAGUCUGCCUUACCGAAUUGAGAAUUGUUUGCAUAGUCUGUCAAUAACUUACUAUCAAAAGGGUUUGUUGGAGCCAGAGGUCCUUGGACCUGCAUGCAGUGCUGAUUAUGUGUGGGAUGAUUUAACUCUUCCUCGAAGACUGGUUAUCCGCAUCAAUGAUAGCCUUCAAUUACGAGAGAUUAAGUUGGAUAAGGUGCGAGCAUGGAAACCUUUUCACAAACUUGAGCAACAGAGGGUAUUGGCUCCACGUUUGCUUGUAGACAAAAGAUCAAGAGAUCGGAUGAUGAGUUUCAGUGAGCAUAAUAGCCUGGAAAUGAAAAAAGUGGGGUAUGAAAUAUAUGCAGAGGGUCCAACCCGAGUUUUGCGGAUUUGUGAGAUCUCUGAUAGUUUCAAGAGAGAUACUGUUCUUGAUUUGUGUGCAAAGAUUCAAUUGAGAGUUUCUCAGUUUGCAGUUCACCUACUUGAACAUGCAAUACAGGAGGAAGAUAACGAGUGCAAUGAUUUUACACCAAUUGUAAUUGCAAAGCUUGGGAAUCUGCACUUGAUUACUGUUUCUAAUAAUCACCAGACAUAUAACCAGUUCAGUUUACAGUACAUGAAUUUGGAGCUUAAGUGGAAUGGAGCUCCUUUUGCAUCAAUGCUUCGAAAGCAUCAGUUAGAUUUGAGUGACUCAAGUGAUAGCGUACUUAAGGUUGUUUUUGUUCUACUUACGUCAAGUUCCAAUGUUAAGCAAUUUAGAUACUCGGCAGUUUUUCUUCAGCCAAUUGAUUUGAACCUUGAUGAGGAGACACUAAUGAAAAUUGCGUCAUUUUGGAGAACGUCUCUUAAUGACUCAGAGAGUCAGCGGAUUUACUUUGAUCAUUUUGAAAUCCAUCCAAUAAAGAUCAUUGCAAACUUUAUCCCUGGGGAAUCACGUUCGAGUUACAGCUCAACACAGGAGGCUCUGAGGUCCUUAAUUCAUAGUGUGAUUAAGGUACCUCCCAUAAAAAAUAUGGUAGUAGAAUUGAAUGGGGUCCUGAUUACCCAUGCUCUGAUAACAAUGCGUGAAUUAUUUAUUAAAUGUGCACAACAUUAUUCAUGGUAUACAAUGAGGGCCAUAUAUAUUGCUAAAGGAAGCCCCUUGCUUCCCCCAGAUUUUGUUUCUAUUUUUGACGACUUGGCUUCAUCAUCUCUUGAUGUCUUCUUUGAUCCGUCUCGUGGAUUGGCAAAUCUUCCAGGAUUCACCUUAGGUACUUUUAAAAUUAUAAGUAAAUGUAUCAAAGGUAAAGGUUUUUCAGGGACAAAACGGUACUUUGGUGAUUUAGGGAAAACUUUGAGAUCAGCAGGCUCCAAUGUAGCUUUUGCAGCUGUAGCGGAAAUAUCAGACUCUGUUCUGAAAGGUGCAGAAGCAAAUGGUUUCAAUGGAUUGAUGAGUGGCUUUCACCAAGGAAUUCUAAAAUUGGCUAUGGAGCCAUCAGUUUUGGGAACUGCAUUGAUGGAAGGUGGUCCAGAUAGAAAAAUAUUGCUUGAUCGAAGUCCAGGAGUUGAUGAGUUAUACAUUGAAGGAUAUAUACAAGCCAUGCUGGAUACAGUAUACAGACAAGAGUACCUUAGAGUCAGGGUUAUUGAGAAUCAGGUUAUCCUGAAAAACCUACCUCCAAAUCAUUCUCUUAUCAAUGAGAUCACGGAUCGUGUUAAGGAGUUCCUUGUGAGCAAGGCAUUGCUAAAAGGAGAUCCCUCAGCCAGAUCUCGCCCUUUAAGCCGUCUUCGAGGAGAAAGUGAAUGGAGAAUAGGACCAACAGUCUCGACUUUGUGCGAACAUCUUUUUGUUAGCUUUGCCAUACGCAUACUUCGGAGGCAGGCGAACAAUUUUAUACUCAGAAUAAAAUGGGGAAAGAAGUCAGAGGUUGGCAGUCAUGCAGAUGUGGCGGAAAACUCUAGUCAAAAAGUGCAGAAAGUGAGUUUCAUUCGAAGAUGGGAUCGGCAAAUUUGUCUUUUCUGGCUUGUUGGCAUAUAUUGAUGGACGUCUAUGUCGUGGCAUUCCCAAUCCUGUAGCACGGAGAGUAGUUAGUGGUUUUCUAUUGAGUUAUAUUGACCAAAGUGAUGAUGAGUAAUACUAAUAUUGCCUAUAAUUGUAUAGGAUGUCAAGUCCCGCUGGUGCAUGAGAAUA
Cajanus cajan (pigeon pea) is the source of this 3534-nucleotide messenger RNA. Lineage: Eukaryota; Viridiplantae; Streptophyta; Magnoliopsida; Fabales; Fabaceae. The record is from RefSeq and is a predicted model, not a curated record.